UCGGUGGUAACUUACGCCAAGCUCCCGACUUGCCGCCUCGUGAGCUCCAGAGCCGGACAACCACCCCUCCCCGUACCGACCUUUCGCUUCUCACUCUGCAUGCGUACCGACCUACCUGAGUAAGCCUUUAGCGAGACCAAUCGCACGGUUGCCAAGAGAAUGCGUCUGCCUUUGUCGUUUGGCGUCCUACCAUUUGUGAUGGCUAGUGGAUCCUGCCGAAGCUCUUCGUGGUUUCACAAGGCUGUUUGGAAACGUUCAUUGGUUGAACUCCUUCUAACGGCCACGGUGACGCCGAUGUACCUACAAGCUGUGAAUUCGCGACAGUUUGGUGGGGCUGCUCACGUGGCUGCUGAUACACCUCAGAUCAACCCAAGUCAUUCGUGCGUAAGUGAAAAGGUAGGCAACCGGCAGCUUACUCUUUGAUUUUCCACCUCAUCCAUUAGAAGGAUUCCAGUCUCCGUUGUCCUGGCAGACAUGGCACUCUCAAAUGCCAUUGGAGCAUGCGCCAGCUCGUACUCUUGCCUAUCUGGCUCCGUCUUCGGCAUUACGCUUGCAACCUCAUUAGUCUGCUACAUUGUGUACGUGCUGCUCUUGCACCCCUUAGCGAAGUAUCCAGGACCACUGCUCGGCCGGCUCACACAAGCCUACGACGUCUACCACGCCUACAAGGGCGAUAAGCAUGUCUUGCUCCACCGUCUGCACCAGAAAUACGGCCCUCUGGUGCGGUUAUCCCCGAACACACUGAGUAUUAAUGACCCGGCGGCCCUCAAGGCUAUCUACGCUCACGGUGCCAAUGUGCGCAAGUCGACCUUCUAUAAGUGCUUUCGAUCAGCCCCGGGCGCUAUCAGCACUCUUCUUGCUACAGAGAAAGCCCACCAUGCCAGGAAGCGCAGAGUAAUGGGUCAGGCCUUCUCCGAGACGGCCAUGCGUGGUCUCGAGCAGUACGUGCAAGGGCACGUGCAAGACCUUAUAGAAAGGCUCAAAUCUGUCGCCGAACCAAGCGAGCAGAAGGGAGGCUGUAGCGUUGAAGUCGACAUGGCAAGCUGGCUCAAUUGGCUCGUCUUUGAUAUCAUGGGCGAUCUUGUCUUCGGCAAAAGCUUCGGUACUCUCGGCGACAAGCCUGAAAACCGUGAAGGUAUUCGAUUGCUCGGGCAAGCUGCGAAGCGCAACUACGUCGUGGCUGCUAUGCCGGUCUUGGCGCAGCGUGGACUGGAGAAGUGGUUGCCCUUCCUGCGCAGUCUAUAUCUUGAUCGACAAAAAUAUCUGGCUUUCGGCAAAGCGCAGGUCAUGGCACGCACCAAGGAAAAUGGCUUCGGCGAGAGUGGCAGGCGUGACAUUUUCUCCUAUCUGUUGCACGCCAAGGAUCCGGAGACCGGCCAAGGAUUUCCACUACCGGAGUUGUUCAUGGAAGGCAAUACUCUGAUCGUCGCUGGCUCCGACACGAGUAGCACAACCAUGUCAGCAGUGCUAUACUAUCUCCUGCACAACUGCAACGCUCUGUCUCGCCUAGAGGACGAGGUUCGGACCACAUUCGCAUCUGCUGAGGACAUUCACAUGGGUCCGCAAAUGCAAAGCUGCUGCUGGUUGCGCGCUUGCAUUGACGAGGCGAUGCGGAUGUCUCCUGCUGUGGCUGGCUUGCUCCCCAGAGAGGUGCUCGAAGGUGGGUUCAGCAUACCAGCUAUGGGCCUCCACUUUCCAGCCGGCGUAGAGAUUGGCGUCUCAGCAUACGCGAUUCAGCAUCAUCCGGACUACGUUGACGAGCCCUUUACGUACGCCCCAGACCGCUGGCUGCACCAAGAUGAGAAGCUGCCCGAGGAUCGCCAGAAUAAAGAGGCUCUGCAUUCCGUCUUCUGCCCGUUCUCGCUCGGCCCCCGGAGCUGUCUGGGCAAGCCGUUGGUGUAUAUGGAGAUCAGCAUUGCUAUUGCAAGGCUGGUUUGGGAGUUCAACAUGAAGCUGGCGCCUGUUCAGCUGAGAGAUAAGACCUUCAUGCGCGACAUUGAGCGAGGGCAACGAAACGCCACAGAGUAUCAAUACUUGGACUAUUUCCUUUCCGCUAACGAGGGAGUGAGGGCUCAAUUCAAGGUGCGGCAGAGCUGAGCUGAGCAUUAGACGCGCUGUCGGAACGGUUCUUCCAACAUACUGACUUUCAAAACUCUGCUGCAGCAAUCUCAUGUACGAGCUAGAGUAUCAUAUAUGUACACAUUUCUUCGCUUGCGCUUGUCCGCAAUGCUCUAGCGCUUGAGUAUCAUGCUUGCGUUUGAGCAUAAGCCAUCACAACUGGUUCGGAGGACACCCUUGGCGCACCAAGACUGGGAUUCAUUAGCAUAUGUUUAGCGUCCAAAAUAUAGCCAUUGACGAGGUCAUCGAAGAGAGAUUGAAGUUGCGUCGCAACGUCAACGUUCAUAUUCUUCGCCGUGAUCCUGAGGCAGGUGCUCAAUGCGGAACGCUGAACUCUCGAAAGA
Baudoinia panamericana UAMH 10762 is the source of this 2462-nucleotide messenger RNA. RefSeq lists its product as uncharacterized. Gene Ontology annotation, molecular function: monooxygenase activity; oxidoreductase activity, acting on paired donors, with incorporation or reduction of molecular oxygen; heme binding. The transcript has 4 exons. The record is from RefSeq and is a predicted model, not a curated record. Lineage: Eukaryota; Fungi; Ascomycota; Dothideomycetes; Mycosphaerellales; Teratosphaeriaceae. The coding region runs from base 475 to 2097 and encodes 540 amino acids.